AUGCCAGCAUCCUCCUCUCUUCUUUUGCAGGGUCUGAUCGGCUUCCAGGUUCUCCUGAACCAAUGCGCCCUGGUCGUUGCCCGUGCGAGGCAGCCAGACAUCCUACACAUGGUUGUCGGAAGUGGGCACGACGGCAAGACCUUAGUCUUCGUGGAUCAUUUGCAAGCCGUGUUCGGCACUGCAUUGAGCUGCGCUCCUUGCGCAAUGCUGCAAGCAGACAGAGAGUUUCAAGUGCAGGGCGUCAAUUUCCUCCACGCAGCCUUCAUCACCUUUGAUGAAUGCAAGAGGGAGCAAGGCAUCAUGGAGGAUAUCAUCAAAGUGUUUGUGGGAGGUGGCUGGCUGCCAUUGGGCAGAAAUCAUGAAGCAGAAACAAAAUACGGCCACUGGGCACAAACUGGAAAAGUUUGGGCAAUGAACACAGGCGACAUUCCCAAGGUGCCCACCGCGGAAGAGAUUUCUCACCAAAGACGUUUUCGCUGCACGUACAUGCGCUCCAAGUUCACAGCAGUCGAGGACGAAGUCGACAUCCCCAACAAAGUUUUCCAAGCAGACCCAACGGAUGGCCUCUGGAGAUGCUGUGUGGUGUUUCUUUCAAGAUUUCCUCUUCCCGCAUCGUCAGCACGGUGUCCAGAAAUGCAGCGAUGCCGUGCAAUACCUCAAACAACUGACAGCCCAGAUCCAGAUCAACAGACAGUUCCUGACCAGGGGCUGGAUGGUCUCCCUGCCGUGGACACCUCCAAUCAAUCCACCGCUGAGCGCAUCGUGCGGGAAACGCAUGCUGCGAUCCAGCUCCAGUUCUUCUCAGCAGCAGAGGUGAACCGAGCGCUGGUGGCAUCCAAUCCUGGAGCGUGCAGCAUAGUGGAAGCCAACUUGACCGCUUUGAGCGCAGAAGUGUGCGCAUGGGAUCGUUGCCUUGCAGAGUGUUUGGGACCAGACCGCUGUGUUGAGAUUGCUGGAACCUGGAACGACUGGGUCUGGCCACAUGCUUCCGAAGCAGCGUCCGUAUACGAUGACAUUGAAGAAGCGACUGCUUUUGGAAGAGGCAACCCUUGGACAAUCCGCUGCCACCUUGACCUCAAUGGUUUGCAGGAGUAUGGGAACACGGCCGGUGGCGAGGGAGGACAUCAUGCACGGCAAAUUGCUGAUCUGGCUCAACAAGAUGACCACACGGAUAAUACCGCCGUCCUCCCAGCCACCGGAUACCAAAAAAAGGUCGCUGGUGAAUCCCUGGGCAGAGUCUUUUUUCCAUGGCCGAGUUUUCCCAAUCUCUCUCGUUCUGCCAGAGCUUCUGGAAGCCCACCGGGCACCAAGGAGUACGACAUGCCGAAUGCUGUGGUCCACUUUGCCCUCGAGUUUGCGCGGGACUACGGGUUGACAUUGCCUUGCUUUCAGCGCUACAGAGAUUUCAAAGGUGACUGGAGGAAAGUGGUCAUGGCAUGGUUCUCCUUGAUGCUCUAUGCCAAAGACACCCCCGCGGAAGCUAUGAAGGCAGCUGUUCGACCUCGGCUUGAAACCUCAACCAUGGCAUUCCUUCUGUUUGACAAGGAGAACAAGGCCAUGCCGCACUUCUGCGAGCUCUUGCCCAAACAUGGCUUCGCCUUAGUUGCACCAGUGUUUGACGCAGUCUUGGCAGUGCCAAAGCCUGCCCAAAGCGAAGAUGGACAGGUCUCAAAUGAAGAGGCUUUGCUGUCUGAGUUUCACGCAACGACUGGCAUCAGGAUGCAAGUCCAAAACUUGGACACACACCGAUCUCCAGUCACAGUGCAGAGUAUCUUGGAAGACCUCUUAGCAGAAAACAACGCCGUCCGCAUGGAUGCCAUUGAACACAUACCAGGGUCAUACACUUGCGUUGGCGCUGCUCUGGUGAACCUCGAGGCAGACUCGUUCAAGCGCACCAUGUCCAACUUGGAAGGGCCCAUACCGUACCAACAGGCUACGCAGCUGUGCCCGAACCUGAUGGUGGAGCCGAUUGCUUGGUCUCAAGCGCUUGCUGCCUCUGCUGAGACUUGCCUUCUGGUGCAUGCUUCCAGCCCUUUGGACACCGAAGUUGGUCACGCAUACGGGUUGGAACUCCUGCAGAGCACGGCUUGCAUCUAUAGUUCCACUGAGGAAGAGUGCAUCCAGACGAAUGCUCAGACUUUGUGGCGACUAGUGCAGAAGGUUCCAGGCGCACAGGUAUUCAAAGUGUACCUGGUUCCUGACGGGCAACACCAGGCUAAACGAAGGAAAAAGGAAGGCGCUUGUGUCGAACUCCUGUUGAAAGCUGGCGGUGAUGAAGAUGAUGCCAGCUGGAAACAUGUGGUCCCCGCAGUCCGAGAGAUCAUGGGAAAGGAGGUGGCUGCGGAGAUAGCCCGUCAGAUGCUCAGACAGUUUACAAGUAAAUCUACACUGGCCCCGACUGUCAUUUGCACCAUUUUUGCAAGCCCAAAUAAUACACAUGGGCUCUCAUGGUUUCACGUCGGGCGUGGCGAGACUUCUAAGAUCUUAAAAGUAGGCUAA
Molecule: messenger RNA, 2499 nt
Organism: Durusdinium trenchii
Lineage: Eukaryota; Dinophyceae; Suessiales; Symbiodiniaceae
Source: the annotation of a GenBank genome assembly